Molecule: messenger RNA, 3008 nt
Organism: Alligator sinensis (Chinese alligator)
Lineage: Eukaryota; Metazoa; Chordata; Crocodylia; Alligatoridae
Gene: DDAH2
Product: dimethylarginine dimethylaminohydrolase 2
Exons: 6
Coding region: 2027-2854 (275 amino acids)
Biological process (GO): arginine metabolic process; positive regulation of nitric oxide biosynthetic process
Molecular function (GO): amino acid binding; dimethylargininase activity
Source: RefSeq, a predicted model, not a curated record
GUCCUGGAAGCUCCCAGACCAGAGCAGGCCUGUUUCUAUAGGCCUUUUGCCACCAAAAUUUCCACUUCGGCCCCCAAAUUCCAGAAGGGGGUGGGAAUUUUUGUGCCUUCAGUGGAAAUCGAAGCAAUUUGGUGUCUUCCAGGAGAGGUGACUGGAUCAAAGUUUGAUGUCCUCUGGAAAAGGUGACUGGGAAGAAGAGAUUUGGUUUCCACCAAGAACCAACAGGGAACUAAAGGCGCAGUUUGUUCCAGGAAAGGAGGAAGUUGCUGGAGAAGUUGAUCUUAGGUGUUAAUUAGGGGUCCUGUUGAUUGAUUAAUUUAAUCACAAAUGAGAAGAUAGGUGGCCCAGCUGUUCCUGGAAGAGGCUGAUGAGUAACUCCAUCUAAGACAGCUGCAUUUUGAGGCUGACAGGAGAGAUGGGUGACGCGGAGGUAUUGUUUGGGGUCCCAAAUUGAUUGAUCCAUCCACGUUGAUGGCAAUUCUGUCGGAUCCAGGGAAACUGACCAGCCGCUUGGUUGGGUAGCAACUGGGGAGAUCCGGUAGAUUCCAAAUCAUCCAAUUAUUGAUCAAGAAGGAACAAUGAUUGGGGAACUGGUGAUCAAUCGAUUGGUUGCCUAGUGACAGGACAGAACCCCGCUGGGGAUCCGUCCAGAACAGUCAGUCUUGGGAUCUAAUUGAUCAGAGAGACGCAAGAUUGAUGGGAGUUGGGCCUCAAAGGGAGAAAUUGGCCAGAGGUUGGAUGCAAGGAAGAACAUAAUUGACAACCUGUCGGCUGUGGAGGGAGAUAUUGAUUGAAGCUUUGCUGCCCCGGUCAAUACAAUUGCAUGUUCAGUGCUGGCGGUAAGGGAGAAUCAAUUGGAGAUGCCCUGGUAUUGAUCGAUCCAUGGGAAAAUCACAGUCUUGGCAACAGUUGUUGGAUUCAUUUCAUUUUGAGGUCCAGAAGUGCUGGAGGCCUGAGUCAACUUCCUUGAGGGCCGUUGGCUGAUUGCAGAGCGUAUUGAUCGCAGCUCAGAGCGGGGAACUGACCCAUUCAUGCCCUGGCAGUGAAACUGACCAGACUCUCAGGAACAUUGAUCAGAGACUUGAAACUGAUCACGGGGAAGAAACUAACCGGAAGCUCUAGAGGGGGAAGAAGCCAAUUGCUUGAGGGAUUAUAGAUCCACCUAGCUUUUCCGGAGAGAGAGAGAAACCAACUGAUUCGCUUUUCCUGCCUCCAAGAGGGAAUUGAUCACGCGCUGGGGGACUUGAUUGGGGGAUAUCGAGGAGAAACUGACCAGAUCCUCCGACAGGGACUGAGGUUGGGGGUCAGCAGUAUUGAUGGGACUGAUAUUGAUUGAUUGGGACAGAAACGCUCAGCUCCAAGGAGAAGAAACUGACCAGAAACUCUAGAGGAAGAAGAAAACAGUUGCUUGGAGGCUUAUAGAUUGACUAGUUGGGGAUCAGCUUUCCUGGGAAGCGAGAACCCAACUGAUUGGCUGUAGUCCUGUGCCAGAAGGGAAUUGAUUGAUUGGUCCAUACAGAGAAGCUCAGCUCCAAGGAGAAACUGAUCAGAUCCUCCAGGGGGGGCUGAGAUUGGGGUCGGUGAUACUGACACAACUGUUAUAGAUCAGUUGAUUGGGACAGAGACUCUCCUCUCCAAAGGAGGCUCAGGUCAGUGUGGGUGAUACUGACACAACUGAUAUUGAUCAAUUGAUUGACUGAUUGAUCAGGACAGAGACUCUCAGCUCCAAGGAGAAACCAGCUUGCUCCUGCAAGGGGGACUAACAUCAGGGAUACUGACAAGACCUAAUAUUGGUCAGUUGAUCAAUCGGGACACAGGCUGUCAGCUCCUUGGGGACUGCGAUCAGUGUCAGUGAUAUUGACGAGAUUGGUAGUGAUUGCAGGGCUGAGAGCUGGAGAGAGGCUGGAAAAGAGGGAAGGGGCUGGAGUAGAACCAGCACAGAGGAGCUGAGAAACCGACUGGACCCUCCCGGGGGCUGCGAUCAAGACUUGGUGAUAUCAACGAGCCUGAUCCCAACCUCGCAUCCAUGGCAGGGCUGCCAUCAUUCGGCCGCUACACCCACGCCGUGGUACGGCGCCUGCCUGGCUCCCUGGGGGAGGCAGUGGAGGGGCUGGGGGAGCCAGUGGACCUGGCCAAGGCACAGCGGCAGCACGGGGUGCUGGUGGGGGUCCUGCGCCAGAAGCUGGGCCUGCAGGUGGUAGAGCUGCCCCCUGACGAGGCUCUGCCCCGCUCUGCGUUGCUGGAGGAUGCUGCCGUAGUACAGGGGGACACGGCGCUGCUCACGCGGCCCUGGGAGCCUGCACGGCGGGCAGAGAUCAGCGGCAUCAGGAAGGUGCUGGAGGAGCUGAAACUGCGGGUGGUCGAGGUGGCGGACGAUGGAGCCACCUUGGAUGGCAGCGACGUGCUCUUCACAGGCCGGGAGUUCUUUGUGGGCAUCUCCAAAUGGACCAAUCACAGAGGAGCUGAGAUGGUGGCCGAUGCGUUCCGAGACUUCGCUGUCUCCACGGUGCCUGUGCUGGGCUCCUCCCACCUGAAGAGCUUCUGCAGCAUGGCCGGACCCGACACCAUCGCCAUUGGCAGCAGCGAGGCUGCCAGGAAGGCCAUGAAGGUACCGAGGCCUGAGGCUGGGGUCGAUGGGCACAUGGGGGCAGGAAGCUGUGGGUCAGGAGUGAGGAUGGGCACCGGCGGCGCCGCCCUCGUCCACCGCAGCCCAGAGGAGUGUCCUGGUGGCCUCCAGCCUUUCCAGAAGCUUCUGGACUGCACCCUCAUCCCGGCGGCCUGCAGUGAGGUGGCCAAGCUGGGGGGCACGCUCAGCUCCUGCGCCCUCCUCAUCAACAAGAAGCUGGACCUGUAGUGCCUUAGGGCCCCCCAAAAUAUGGGGGUGCCCUAACCCCCCACCUUCAGGGCUGGGGGGACUUCCCUCCCCUGCAGAGGCAGCUCCUGUGAUCCCCCGCUGCCCCUCCUCCAUCAGUCUCCUUCCCUCCCUCCCAAACUUGGGGUUCACUCAG